AGAGAAACUAGAAACUUUCGUUCUUAUCCGUUGUACUUUUUGUAACUAUCUCGUUAAUCGAAAUAGUCGCGUCAGAAUAUUGCUUAUUUUGUUUAAAGGCUUUUUAAUAUUGAAUGAAUUUCGAAUACAAUUAGAUUCUGCUUGGGAUUUUAAACUUUGUGUUUUUAUUCAUCUUGUGCUACAAAGACUGUUUGUCCUACCUAUAUGCACUAACACACGCAGGUUUCUUUUAGUUGAGCAAUUCGAACAUGCUGAUUUUGUACGUAUUUGUAACGGCUUUUACAUAUUGAAAUUUGUGGAAUAAACAUAGAAUUUGCUUGGGAUUUUAAUACUGUGUUUUUAUGGAUCCAAGGACUGCUUGGUAUCAACCGGAACAAACUGGCUUGGUACAUGAUAUAUGGACGAGCAUUAUAGAGUCUGUGAUAGGCGUUGACAACAUGUCAUUUAACAAUCCUAAUCUAGACCAAACGAAUAAAGACUUCAUUCCGCUAGAUUUUCCGAAGAAUUUGAACCAAAGAAUUUGUGACAAAAACGAACAAAACAGUUUGAAGAAUUGUCAAAACCUACAUAUAUGUAAAAGAAAGCGAGAAAACAAGGCAAGCACUUACGGUUUCAAUCGGUUAAUUUACAAACAUUAUUUAAGUGAUGGAUGUCUAACGCCUUGGAUACCCCAAGGAAGAUUGUACCACCAACCAGCAGUUAUUUGGCUGCAUGAAGAGAUCAAGGACUUUUACCAGUACAUGUCACACACGGCAGAGGAACAGGCGAUGAGGCAGGAUGUGGUCAACAGAAUCACAGACGUAAUCAAGGAACUCUGGGACACUGCUGAGGUUGAGGUUUAUGGUAGCUUCAAAACAGGCCUAUAUCUGCCAACGAGUGACAUAGAUCUGGUGGUGAAUGGCAAGUGGGCCAAGCUUCCACUGUUUACAUUGGAGGAUGCACUGCUACGGAAGGGCAUCACUGACAAAGAGAGCGUCAAAGUUCUAGACAAGGAUUCCGUGCCUGUUGUGAAACUGACGGACUCAAAGACAGAGAUCAGAGUGAAUAUCAGCUUUAAUGUUCAAACGGGAACCAAGAGUGCCCUUCUCAUCAUGGGGUUCGUGAAGGACUACCCGGUGCUAAAGUACCUGGUCCUGGUGCUCAAACAGUUUCUGCUACAGAGAGAUCUCAAUGAGGUGUUCACAGGGGGAAUCUCAUCCUACGCUCUCAUUCUGCUCGUCAUCAGCUUUCUGCAGCUCCACCCACGUGAGGAUGCCCGUAACCCAAACUUGAACAUGGGCGUGCUGCUGGUGGAGUUCUUUGAGCUGUACGGGCGCCACUUUAACUACCUGAACACGGGCAUCAGCGUGAAAGAUGGGGGCCGAUACAGGCCUAAGGAUGACAUCUGCAAGCACAUGUACAAUGGGCAUCGGCCUGCCUUCCUGUGUAUAGAGGAUCCCCUGACACCUGGUAAUGAUAUAGGUCGCAGUUCGUACGGGGUCAUGCAGGUGAUCAAGUUCUUUGAGUACGCUUACUUAGUUCUGAGCUACGCGUUGGCUCCACACAAUGCUUGCCUCAUCAAGGGACACCAAAGUAUUUUGGGUCGGAUCGUUCGUGUGACUCCAGAGGUGGUGGAUUAUCGUCGUUGGAUACAGGAGACCUUUCCAGUGCAAAGAUCCCCCCCUUCCAGUGUGCCAGGCCCUGCGAGCAGAACAUACGCCAAUGUGGCAACCUCUACCUCUAAAUCGCGGUCCGAGUGUGGGGAUGACAACAAUAAUAAGCGCGUUCUCCUGGUAGUGGAAGAGAAGAAAUGCAGUGUGGAUGAUAACUCAGACUCGAGUGGGAACAGCUCCGUGUGUCGAUCCACCUCAUCAUCAUCACGGGGCUCCUCAGCAAUCUCCAGCCCCAGUGAAUCUGACUCGGAAGUGGAAAUUCAAGUGAAAGAAAAGACGCGUAAUCUUAGUGGUGGUAUCAAGCAUCCACGCACCACCAUCGUAUCCAAGGAGUUCCACAACAGCAGUAAUCCCCAGAAAUCUCCGAUCCCCGUAGCAACCACCAAGGGGCGGGACAGCAGUACCAGCAGUGUUUCGUCGACCCGAUCCAAUCCUCCAAAUGCCAACAUAAUCAGAGGCGAAAUAAUGAGCCCAAUGGGGGUCAGUGGGUUAGGGAGGCAGGACAGCAGAGAUCUCAACCUUGGUAUGGCAAGCAAUCCUAUCACCACAAGUCUCAAACCUACACUAGUCAUAGCCAUACUCAUCAAGGGGGCCGAGUAAAGUCACGGAACUCUAGGUCUAGGGCUCGAAGAAACAGCAAUUCAAAAUCUUCCAAAGACAGUCAGAAACGUCCUAGCAAUUCAAGCAAUUCUAUUCAUGCUUCAGAAGUUUCGAGGAAACAACCUCUCUUUGCCCCCGAACUGUUGAUUCCAUUAUUAACAUAUUUGAACAGCUGUGACUUCAGAGUGUUUAAACAAUUGUUAGAAUUUUAGAUCUUAUAGUUUUGUUAAGAUAUCUGUCAUCUCUGCCUCUCAUGUACACAUAAGUUUUGUAUUCAUGUUGAGUGACUUAUGUUAUUAUUUAAGAAGACAAAAUAGUGUAAACUUUGUAUUUUA
Molecule: messenger RNA, 2587 nt
Organism: Dreissena polymorpha
Lineage: Eukaryota; Metazoa; Mollusca; Bivalvia; Myida; Dreissenidae
Product: terminal nucleotidyltransferase 4B-like
Biological process (GO): RNA 3'-end processing
Cellular component (GO): TRAMP complex; nucleolus
Molecular function (GO): poly(A) RNA polymerase activity; mRNA binding
Source: RefSeq, a predicted model, not a curated record